Messenger RNA from Myotis myotis, 225 nucleotides. RefSeq names its product small integral membrane protein 15-like. The record is from RefSeq and is a predicted model, not a curated record. The coding region runs from base 1 to 225 and encodes 74 amino acids. NCBI's taxonomy places the organism in Eukaryota, Metazoa, Chordata, Mammalia, Chiroptera, Vespertilionidae. The transcript has a single exon.
AUGCUUGACACAAAGGCUUGGGCUGAGCGCGCUGUGGAAUGGGCUGCAAAGGACCCAGAUGGCUUCCUUGCAACAGUUAUUUCGGCCCUUACUCCACUGUUUCUAGCACGCGCUGUACUGUCUUGGAAGCUGGCCAAGAUGACUGAGGCCAGGGGAAAGGAGCAAAAGAAAACACAAAAACGCCAAGAAAAUACUGCAAAAACGAAACGACUGAAAAAGGACUGA